Molecule: messenger RNA, 1062 nt
Organism: Kluyveromyces marxianus DMKU3-1042
Lineage: Eukaryota; Fungi; Ascomycota; Saccharomycetes; Saccharomycetales; Saccharomycetaceae
Gene: VID24
Product: glucose-induced degradation complex subunit VID24
Exons: 1
Coding region: 1-1062 (353 amino acids)
Biological process (GO): protein catabolic process in the vacuole; proteasome-mediated ubiquitin-dependent protein catabolic process; negative regulation of gluconeogenesis
Cellular component (GO): GID complex; extrinsic component of membrane
Source: RefSeq, a predicted model, not a curated record
AUGAUCACAGAAGAAACACACGUUAAUGCGGGAUCGCCCUCGUUUAAGCAGGUGUCGUUGCCCCUGCGCGAGGAGCAAGCUCAAGCAGAGGCCCAGGCUGAGGCCCAAGUACAAGUCCAAGUCCAGGCCCCAGUGCCAGGUCAAGGCCCCAGCCAGGGCCUGGGACAGGCCCUGGGACAGGCCCAGGGAGGACCCGUCCACAGUCCUAGCCCAGCCCUAGCAUUCCCAGCUCCCUUGACACCUUUCCUCCAUAGAAACCCAUACUUCAGACUGCACAGAACUGCGUCCCAGGAGUCCAUACGACGCUCCCACGAAAAUGUCACUGUCACCGACACUACUGACGACUACUACGACCCUCACUCCCCUCCAAGAUCCCGCCCCGCUACCCCAACAAGAACACCCUCCAGAAAAAGCCACGAGAGAACCCACUGGCUCGCUCCAAGAAAACGCUUCGUCGGUUACCAGAUCUCAGGCUACAAGAAAUUCCAAGUCACUAUCACCAUCCAGUCCGUAUCCCUACCGAACAACAACGAAUCAAACUGCACCUCCCCUCAUCUCACCGGCUUCUUGUCCAUCAAAGGCUUGACCGUCCAGAACCCGGAAAUCACAACCUUCUUUGAGUCUAUCACCGUCACUGACUCCCUAGGCUUCUUGUCCAAAGAUAUCCCCAUCGACUACGAUUCCUACAAAGCAACAGACCAGACCGAUUUGGAACACUGGUUGAACUUCCCCUCUUUCAAAGAACUCUGCAUGCAAAACGACCCCAAAAACCCCUCCAAAAAUAUCCUACAGUCCAUCAUCGACGGAACCUACGCUCACACUGACUACUUGAACCAGAGGUUCCUCUACAUGCGCUGGAACGAAAAGUUCCUGGUCCCAGAUGCCGACUUGGAGUCCAUCGACGGCGCCUCCUACGACGGCUACUACUACAUCGUCCACGACCAGUUGUUGGGAAACAUCUUGGGCUUUUACUACCACCAGCACGCUGAAAGAUUCCAGCAAUUGGAGUUGCAGCCCCUAGUAGAACCAUCAAUCGGAGAUUGUUCUUUCGAGUUCGCAUGA